CAGCGAGACAUCCAAUCCAGCAUUACGGCUCCCACGGCACAAGGGGCUGGAGAUUUGGCCCUAAAGCUUCAGGGUACCAAAGAAAUUCAGUCGAACAGCCCACCAGUUCUCUCCAUAGGGACCUGGGUCCCGUGAAUGCUAGUCAUCACACACCCUGAGGAAUAAAGAUUGGAAUCCGCUCUGGAUGCUGGAAGUUGACUCGGAGAAAACUGCGACAGGAAGGAAAUGGCGGCUCUGCAAAAGUUGCCACACUGCAGAACGGUGGUCCUGCUGUGCUUCCUUUUGGCGACCCUGUGGGAGGCCAGGGCCGGGCAGAUUCGCUAUUCUGUGCGGGAAGAGAUCGACAGAGGCUCCUUCGUAGGCAACAUCGCCAAGGACCUGAGUUUGGAGCCCCUGGCACUGGCAGAGCGGGGAGUCCGCAUCGUCUCCAGAGGUAGGACCCAGCUCUUUGCUCUGAACCCGCGAAGUGGCAGCUUGGUCACUGCGAACAGGAUAGACCGGGAGGAGCUCUGCGGUCAGAGCGCGCAGUGCCUCUUGAAUUUUAACAUCCUGCUGGAAGAUAAAUUGACGAUUUAUUCAGUAGAGGUGGAAAUAACAGAUAUUAACGAUAAUGCCCCUCGCUUUGGAGUAGAGGAACUGGAGCUAAAAAUCAGUGAAACCACUACGCCAGGAUUCAGGAUUCCUCUUAAGAGUGCGCAUGAUGCGGACGUAGGUGAGAACGCCCUUCGGAAGUACGCACUCCACCCAAAUGACCACUUCUCCCUGGACGUGCGAAGUGGAGUUGAUGGGAACAAGUACCCAGAACUGGUGCUGGAGCGCGCUUUGGACCGCGAGGAAGAGGCUGUUCAUCACCUCGUUCUCGUAGCUUCCGAUGGGGGUGAUCCAGUGCUAUCUGGCACCUCCCGCAUCUGCGUGAAGGUCCUGGAUGUGAAUGACAACGCUCCUGUUUUUACACAGCCCGAGUACCGCGUAAGCGUCCCGGAGAAUACGCCCGUGGACACUCUGAUACUCACAGUGACUGCCACUGACGCAGAUGAGGGCUACAACGCUCAAGUGGCAUAUUUUCUAGAGAAAAGUCUUGGAGGAACCUCAGAGGUAUUUGAGCUUAAGUCAACAUCUGGAGAUCUGAGACUCAUAAAAGUUCUAGAUUAUGAGGAGGCUACAUCCCAUGAAAUUGAUAUUGAAGCUCAGGAUGGUCCGGGCCUUCUGACCAGAACGAAGGUUAUCGUCACAGUUCUGGACGUGAAUGACAAUGCUCCAGAAUUUUACAUAACAUCUGCUAGUAGCUCAGUUUCUGAAGACUCUCCUCCAGGAACCAUAAUUGGGCUUUUUAAUGUAUAUGAUAGAGACUCUGGACAGAAUGCAUUCAUCACCUGUUCACUCCCCGAUAAUCUUCCUUUUAAGUUAGAAAAGUCAGUGGACAAUUACUACCGAUUGGUUACAACCAAAGCCCUUGACAGGGAACAGUUUUCCUUUUACAACAUCACUCUAACCGCUAAAGAUGAAGGGAACCCCUCCCUGUCCACGGAUGCUCACAUUUUGCUACAGGUGGCAGACAUCAACGACAAUGCGCCCGCCUUCUCCCGCACAUCCUACUCCGCCUACAUUCCCGAAAACAACCCCAGAGGAGCCUCCAUCUUCUCAGUGACCGCCCAUGACCCCGACAGCAACAACAAUGCUCACGUAACUUACUCUUUCAUGGAGGACACCAUUCAGGGGGCACCCUUAUCCUCUUACAUCUCUAUGAACUCUGACACUGGGGUCCUCUAUGCACUGCGCUCCUUUGAUUAUGAGCAUUUCCGAGACUUGCAACUGUGGGUGAUAGCGCGGGACAGCGGGAACCCUCCACUCAGUAGCAAUGUAUCCUUAAGCCUGUUCGUGCUGGACCAGAACGACAAUGCGCCUGAGAUCCUGUACCCCGCCCUCCCCACAGACGGUUCUACAGGCGUGGAGCUGGCGCCCCGCUCGGCAGAGCCUGGCUACCUGGUGACCAAGGUGGUGGCGGUGGACAGAGACUCGGGCCAGAACGCCUGGCUGUCCUACCGCCUGCUCAAGGCCAGCGAGCCUGGACUCUUCACGGUGGGGCUGCACACGGGCGAGGUGCGCACGGCGCGGGCCCUGCUGGACAGAGACGCGCUCAAGCAGAGCCUCGUGGUGGCCGUCCAGGACCACGGUCAGCCCCCUCUCUCGGCCACUGUCACGCUCACUGUGGCCGUGGCCGACAGGAUCCCCGACAUCCUGGCUGACCUGGGCAACCUCGAGCCCUCUGCCCAAACCGACGACUCGGACCUCACGCUGUACCUGGUGGUGGCGGUGGCCGCGGUCUCCUGUGUCUUCCUGGCCUUCGUCAUCGUGCUGCUGGCACUCAGGCUGCGGCGCUGGCACAAGUCACGCCAGCUGCAGACUUCAGGAGGCAGCUUGGUGCCCAGUUCGCACUUUGUGGGCGUGGAUGGGGUGCGAGCUUUCCUGCAGACCUAUUCCCACGAGGUCUCACUCACCGCGGACUCGCGGAAGAGUCAACUGAUCUUCCCCCAGCCCAACUAUGCAGACACGCUCAUCAGCCAGGAGAGCUGUGAGAAAAAGGAUUUUUUAACAGCACCUCAAUCUCUACUCGAAGAUGAAAGAGAAGAAACGUUUCCUCAGGUAAUCUAUCUUUUCACAAUGUACAUACUAGCUAGUUUGCUGAAAUAAUUCACUUACUUGCCUCCACUGUUUGCUAUAUCUAUUUUGUUCCCCAAAUUUUCUUGAGGGUAUAGUCAAGUUUUAGGAAGCGAGUCUUGGUGAAUUACUUCUUGGUAGGUCUUUAUGUUCACAGGCUGUAAGAGGAAGAAAAGGUUAGAAUCGCUGUGCCAUGAAUGUAAACCAGGAGUUAAUAGAUGAUUAUCGAAAGGGCACUGCAUUAGUGACUUGGGUGUCUGGUUUCUCAUACUUUCUUCUCCACCCCUGGGCAAAUCAUCUCAUCCACCAGAUCAACAAUUUUUUCUGUGUUAAAAAUAUAAAGUUUGGAAUUAAUGCUUACUCAGGUCCCUUCUUUUAAAAUAUGACUUUUAUUUUGUAUUUGAAUUUGUGUAUGAACAGUGAAACACCUUCGUUGGUUAGUUCUUUCUCACUCUUAAUGUAUUUCUUUCAGUUUGGCAGUGAAGUUGUUUUCCUUAAGCUGCAUGUCCUUCCCUAUCAAAAAAGAUGGAAAUAUAGAAAUAUACAUUCUUUACAGUGUUUCAGGAAGGUGUGUCAUGUUAUCUUGGCUUAGUUUUAAAAAUCGCAUUAGCCUCUAAGCUAUCUGUUCCUUGAAGAAGCAACCGAUUUAUCAUUUGCUCUAUAAUAAAUUUGUAGAGUAAUAGUAAACAGAUUUCUCUUCUUUGUUUUUUUUUAUCUUUCUCAUAUGUGGGAACCAUAUUGCCUUUUAAUCUUUAAAAUAAUAUAUGUCCUCAAUACAGUUUUGUUUAAAGAAAAGAUACAAAUACAAAAAUUUGUAUCAUACAAUUGCCCAUAAAGAUCUUUGUUCUUCUGAAGGUUUCCUACUCACAGUAGCUGCUAGAAAUGUUCCCAAUCCCUCACCCAAUCCCAGUGCCCCUCUGAUCAAUUUUCUUUUUCCAUUCCUCGUCUUACAUUGGCUUUUAGUAUGUUGGCUAUGUAUUGCGUAACAGAAAAUAAUAAACCCACUAAUAUUCUAUGUAACUGGUAUCAUUUAAAAUUUUUAUUUGGGAAUUAUCAUACACUAAUUGAGGCUUUUAUUUAAUGAUACCGUAUCUCUCAAAGUGCUAUGAUUCUUUAUGUCACAUCUGAUUGAGGAAAAAUUUUCUGAGACAACAUGUUGUGUUGGUUACUACUAUUACGUAAUUAUCUAUUAGUAAAAUUGGAACUCACUGUGCAAUAAUAUGUCAUAUCUUUACUUGUAAGUGAAUAAUAAAGUAUAAACAGGAAAAUCAAACAAAGUUAUUUAUACUGUGUGUAGUAACUCCACAAGAAUAAAUGCCUUAUGCAUAGAUAUGUAAUGCAUCGUGAUUAAAAUGAGAAAUAUAUUUAUAUUUCUGUAAUUGGAAACUUACAGGGAAAGAGAUUCUGGAACACGAAAGCUUAUUUCUACUAGUUUCAGUUGUGGGUUUUGAAAAAACAUCCUUACUGUCUCGAUUUAAACAAAGAGAACUUUCAGUACCCUGAGGGUCUGUGAUUUCUCUCUCACAUCUAGGCAUUGUUAUGCUGUUUUCUCUCAUAUCCAGGCCUUUUCACUGAUCCACUCCCUCAUGUUUCCUGGGAAAGUCUUUGCUAACCUCAAAGGCCCAAUUGAAGGCCCCCCUAACCCCCUUGACCUCUCCCAUUAUGACAAUUAUCUCAGUAUGCUGCAAUUCCAUGUUUGCUUUUAUAUCCUUAUAAUCUCUGUGAAGGAAGUGACUGUGUCUACAUUGCUCAUCUUAAUCCCCAGACUAACAUAUUGUCUGACACCUAAUUGUGUGUUUGCUUAAUGAAUACUAAAUAACAACAAAUAUUGAGAUUAAGUUAUCUGGCUGCCAAGAACAAACUUAAUGAAAUAUAAUGUAUAAAU
Molecule: messenger RNA, 4543 nt
Organism: Saimiri boliviensis boliviensis (Bolivian squirrel monkey)
Lineage: Eukaryota; Metazoa; Chordata; Mammalia; Primates; Cebidae
Source: RefSeq, a predicted model, not a curated record